Oenanthe melanoleuca is the source of this 1196-nucleotide messenger RNA. Its product is annotated as chymotrypsin-C-like. The transcript has 8 exons. Gene Ontology annotation, molecular function: serine-type endopeptidase activity. The record is from RefSeq and is a predicted model, not a curated record. Gene Ontology annotation, biological process: proteolysis. Lineage: Eukaryota; Metazoa; Chordata; Aves; Passeriformes; Muscicapidae. The coding region runs from base 341 to 1150 and encodes 269 amino acids.
GGGGCAGCAGGGCUGUCCAGCACCCCACUGGCACCAUCAUGGCUGGGGGCUGCCCACCAGCUGUGCCCCAGCAGGGACCCUGCCCAUUCCCACAGCAGGGCUGGCUGUCCCUGCCGUGUCCCAGCAUGGAGCCAGCACAUGACAGGCAGAUGUGGCCAUUCCCAGGCGGGACCCUGAGUGUGAUAAGAGGGGGCCACGAGGCUGAGGAGCCCCUGUGCCCACAGCGUGGGACAGUUCCCACCUGGCAGUGGCAGGAGGGGCCACUCCAAGGUCCCCAGCAGAGUGGACACUAUAAGAGGGGUGAGCAGCCCCAGCUGCAGCACCUUUGGUCACCACAACCAUGCUGGGAGCCGUCUGCCUCGUCGUGCUGCUGGGCUACGCCUAUGGAUGCGGCCAGCCGGCCGUGCCGCCGCAGCUGAGCUCCCGCGUGGUGGGAGGUGUUGACGCCGUAGCCCACAGCUGGCCCUGGCAGAUCUCACUGCAGUACACUCGCUAUGGAUCGUGGUACCACACUUGUGGUGGGACCCUCAUUGCCCCCCAGUGGGUGCUGACAGCUGCCCACUGCAUCAGCUCUUCCCUGACCUACCGUGUGAUGCUGGGCAAGCAGGACCUGACAGUGGAUGAUGAGCCUGGUUCUGUGGCUGUGGGUGUGGAGAAGACCAUCGUCCACGAGAAGUACAACUCCUUCCUCAUCAUCAAUGACAUUGCCCUGGUCAAGCUGGCAGAGGAGGUGCAGGAGAGUGACACAAUCCGUGCUGCCUGCCUGCCUGAGGCUGGCAAGGUCCUGGCCAACGACUACCCCUGCUAUGUCACCGGCUGGGGACGCAUCAGGACCAACGGGCCCCUGGCUGACAUCCUGCAGCAGGCUCUGCUGCCUGUGGUGGACUACGAGACCUGCUCCCAGAGGGACUGGUGGGGCAGCAACGUCCGUGAGACCAUGGUGUGCGCCGGCGGCGACGGCGUCGUCUCUGGGUGCAACGGUGAUUCUGGCGGCCCCCUGAACUGCCAGCGCGACGAUGGCAUCUGGGAGGUGGACGGCAUCGUCAGCUUCGGCUCCGGCCUGAGCUGCAACUUGGCCAAGAAACCCACAGUGUUCACCCGUGUGUCUGCCUACAUCGACUGGAUCAACGAGAAAAUCAGCGCCAACUGAGGACGCGGCGUGUGGAGAUACCACUCUUGAUAAAAGCCAAAAACAA